CCCCCUCCCGGCCCCCGGACACCCGGCUUGGGGCCUGGCUCUCCCUCUCCAGCUGUUGCCCUCUCCCCGACCCAGGCCCCCUGGUGCCCCCCUCAGGAUCGCUGGACACCCUGAGACCCGCCCCGUCCCGCGCCUCCCACCUCCGGCCCAGCCCGGCGGGGGGGGGGGGGGACCUCGCAGGGAGAUCCAGGGCCACCCUCAGAUCCGUGCGGUGUGAUGAUACUUCCUCCAGCGGAUGCCCUGGGCACAUUCUGGACUCGCCUCUGUCACUUCCCGCCUCCGGGCCCUUGGCUCUGUCCUCUGAAUAGAUCCCAGCUCUCCGUGCUGGCCGCCUGCUUCUGCCUGCCUUUCUGCCUCUGGGUGCCCCCUGCUUCUGCCCCGCCCUGCUCCCUCCCACCCCCGGCCCGCCUCACCCCCACCGCUCCUCGCUGGGUGCAGCGCCCACCCGCUGGGACCUCCCACCCUCUCGAAAGUGGCCUUGGAGGCCACAUUUAUGUGACCUGCCUGAGCCAGGGCUGCUCGCACCAGCUACUGGCAGUUAUGGCUGCUGAUUUGUCAUUAUCAGCCGUUACUUUUGUUACUACUGAUUACCUAGGUGACCAGCAGUUACUUUUGUCUUCACUGGUGAUACUCCUUGUUACGAUUGGUUACUUUUGUUGCCACGGAUUUAUUUUCUUCUCAUCACCACUGGUUACUUUUGUUACCAGGGUCACUCAAUACCAGGGGCCGGUACUCCCUGAGCCUCACAUUCUGUCCGAGUGCAGGGUGGUCCCAGCUGGGGUUCUAGGUGUUAUCGGGACUUAGGUGACAGCUGUCACUUUUGGAGGAUGAUGUAUUGGCAUCGUGUCUAUGGGGUCUUGAAUUCCAUCCCGUGUGAUCUCUGGGUUGCGUUCUCCCCCAGACAGAUGAGAGCUCUGGUUUGGGGUUUAGCUGGCUGUGUGGUGAAGUCUUGGUCAGGGAGAGGGACCCAGACGGGCUCCUGGGCCUGCCAGGGAGGCCAGAAGGCGGAGCACAUCUAUGGUGUUUGGGGCAGGCAUGAGUUUCUGGAGGCAGCAGGCUGGGCAGUGGCCAGGGGUCACGGGGCAGGGAUCUGGCUCUUCUGUGGCAGAUGCCCACCGGCUGGGGCACAUAUUGAGAGGGGGUGCUGUCCUUGCGGUAGCUCCAUGAGGCCCACUCCUACAGCAGUGCGCUGGCCCCUCGGCCACUGAGAGGCGCCACAGUCGUUGACUUCUACACGGGGCCCAGCUGUCUGGUACUUUGUCCUGGGCUGUGUCUUCUGUGCACCCGUGGGGCUGACCUGGGGAUGGUGAGUGGGGCCAGCUCCUGCUGAGUUUCGGUGUCUCCUCGGGCCCUUGGCUGGUAGGCAAGAACAUCACCAGCAGGCCCUGGUCUAUAAAUUGGGCAGAGAGGCACCCCCAGGCCCCUGCGGGAGCUCAGAACCAUUUGGAGCAUCUUGGGGAGUGGGGAGGGGUCAGAGCCAAGGGACACAGUGACAGGCCUGGCCUCCUGACUCCCCUUGCAGUGCUCCUUCCAGGAUCCUGGACCCAGCUGUUUCCCUGGGACGAGCGGUCGGUCUCCUGUGGAGUCACACCCAGGAGCCGUACCUGCCUGGGCCCUCUCUCCGGCCCCGGCUUCUGUCGGACCUCAGGCCAGGCUCAGCCUCGCUCACGCCUCCCACCCUAUAAGAGGGUGGGUGAAGCCGCCUUUACCCAGCAUCCUAGCCGUGAAGUUACCUUCUAUCCCUCCCAGGACCUGGGGAGCCUGGCCUGCAGAGAUAGGGGCUGCAGGUGUUGGGGGGCAGCGAGGAGCCCCUGUGUCUCCCUGCGCAGGCUCUCCCAUAGGGCCAGAGGCCCGGAGACACGGGGUCUGGUCGGCGAGCGUUGGGCGGGGGCCAGGCUGGUUCCCUGGGCCUCGGUCAUUCAUUUCUUCGUCAGGCAAGUGUUUGGGGCCCCUCCUGGGGCUGUAGGCUGGGAGGCCACGGCCCUUCGAGACACAAGCCUUGUGACAACUUAGAGCACCGUACAAACAGAAAGCACAGGCGAAGGCAGGGGGGCCAGGGGCAAGUCCCGGGGCUGCGCUCCAAAUGGAGUUAGCCGGCCAGGACGACGGGGUCCCGAAACUGGCGAGCCGCGCGCGACACACGCAGGUACCGGCACCACUACCCGGCUGUUUCAUUGAAGACAUUCUUCAGAACUGGAGGGAGGACUACGACGUCCUGGAAGAGAAUCACUCCUACAUCCAGUGGCUGUUUCCUCUGCGUGAACCUGGAGUGAACUGGCAUGCCAAGCCCCUCACGCUCCGGGAGGUUGAGGCAUUUAAAAGCUGCAAGGAGGUCAGGGAGCGGUUUGUGCAGGCCUACGAGCUCAUGCUGGGGUUCUACGGGAUCCAGCUAGAAGACAGGAGCUCGGGUCAGGUGCGCCGAGCACAGAACUACCAGAAGCGCUUCCAGAACCUCAACUGGCACAGCCACAACAACCUCCGCAUCACGCGCAUCCUCAAGUCCCUGGGCGAGCUGGGCCUGGAGCGCUACCAGGCGCCGCUGGCGCGCUUCUUCCUGGAGGAGACGCUGGUGCGCCAGGAGCUGCCGGCCGUGCGCCAGAGCGCCCUGGACUACUUCGUGUUCACCGUGCGCUGCCCGCGCCAGCGCCGCAAGCUGCUGCGCUUCGCCUGGGAGCACUUCCGGCCGCGCCGCAAGUUCGUGUGGGGGCCGCACGACAAGCUGCGGAGGCUGCGGCCGCCCCUGCCCGAGGGGGAGGGGGAGGGGAGCCCCGGGGGCGCGCCGGGGCGGGCCGGGGGCCAGGAGGGGGAGGCGGGGGGCCGCGGGGAGGGGGGCCCGGAGCCCCCGAGCCCCAAGGAGAACAAGAAGAGGAAGCUGGACGCCAGCCGGCGGGAGCAGGCCCCGGGGGAACGGGGCGGCCAGAGCGCCUCGGACGUGGAGAAGAUCGCCCUGAACCUGGAGGGCUGCGCCCUCAGCCAGGGCGGCCUGAGCGGGGGGACCCGGGAAUCGGGCAGCCGGGCCCCGGGGGAGGCCGAGCAGCCCUGCCCCCAGCCCCCCCCGGGGGCCAAGGUGGUGGAGGAGGUGAGGAAGAGAAGGAAGGUGGACCAGGGCCCCGGGAGCGGCGACUCGGUGGGUGCCGGUGGUGGGGCCGAGCCCCCAGCCCCCGCCGGGCGCUGCGCCCUGCCAGGGUGCCCCGAGGCCAGAGAGAAGGAUAAUGGGGUGGAGGAGGCCGGUGGCCGGGCAGAGCUAGAGCAGGGUGCCCCUGGGAGCUCGGCCCCCGCGGGACCCUCGGUAGACAGGGAAGCAGAGGCGGGGCCUGAGGCCAAACCCAGAAAGCCUUAAGGGAAAGGGCCGCCUGGGUAUCCUGCCCUCUGUCCUGCCACGGGUCUGGGGAGCCACGUGGUCAGCUGUUGUCAGCCCGGAGCAGUACUGGUCUGUCCCUCCUGGUCACCGCAGCCGUGGAAGGAGCAGAUCCCCGCUCUGGGAAGGCCAGGGACUUGGGGAUCCUUACCUCCAGCUCACUUCCUGCCUCCCUCCUCCAAGCCACCGCCCCCCCAUCUUUGUAAAUUGGCCCUCAAGGGUCUGGGGGGGUGGGGAUGGGGGCUCAUUUUCUUAGUCUGGUGCCGAAACCUUUUCUGAAUAAACUCAUUUGACUUUGA
Messenger RNA from Leopardus geoffroyi (Geoffroy's cat), 3657 nucleotides. It is a transcript of the gene OGFR, whose product is annotated as opioid growth factor receptor. The record is from RefSeq and is a predicted model, not a curated record. The coding region runs from base 2084 to 3340 and encodes 418 amino acids. Gene Ontology annotation, cellular component: membrane. Gene Ontology annotation, molecular function: opioid growth factor receptor activity. Lineage: Eukaryota; Metazoa; Chordata; Mammalia; Carnivora; Felidae. The transcript has 6 exons.